Molecule: messenger RNA, 1758 nt
Organism: Sphaeramia orbicularis (orbiculate cardinalfish)
Lineage: Eukaryota; Metazoa; Chordata; Actinopteri; Kurtiformes; Apogonidae
Gene: pitx3
Product: paired-like homeodomain 3
Exons: 4
Coding region: 348-1232 (294 amino acids)
Biological process (GO): regulation of transcription by RNA polymerase II; anatomical structure morphogenesis
Cellular component (GO): nucleus
Molecular function (GO): DNA-binding transcription factor activity, RNA polymerase II-specific; RNA polymerase II cis-regulatory region sequence-specific DNA binding
Source: RefSeq, a predicted model, not a curated record
UGUCUGAUAGACAGAAGGACCCAACACAAGAAGAAGAAGAAGAAGGAGAAGAAGAAGAAGAAGAAGAAGAAGAAAGAGAAGAAGGAGAAGAACCAGGACACAGACUGAAACAGGGCACGGGGAGGACCGGGAGCGCGCACCGGUGCACCGACUCAGCCUCCAGCCGACAGCCGCUUUAUGGGACUUUUUCUGACGCACGCGGAACUUUAGUGUCCAUGUCACCGGUAAACCCGAGGCCAGGACCAGGACCAGGACCAGGACACCCGCCGCCCGAGACCCGACACCAGCGCUUUUCCACGGAUUAAUUUACACCCACGGACCCACGGAGCGGACCUGAUAGCCUGGUUAUGGAUUUUAACCUCCUGACGGACUCUGAGGCUCGCAGCCCGGCCCUGUCUCUGUCUGACUCUGGGACUCCACAGCACGAACAGGGAUGUAAAGGACAGGAGCACAGCGACACAGAAAAGUCCCUCCAGAACCAGCUGGAUGAGUCCAGCGCAGAGGACGGCGCUCUGAAGAAGAAGCAGCGGCGGCAGAGGACUCACUUCACCAGCCAGCAGCUGCAGGAGCUGGAGGCCACCUUCCAGAGGAACCGCUACCCCGACAUGAGCACCAGGGAGGAGAUCGCAGUGUGGACCAACCUCACCGAGGCCCGGGUCAGGGUUUGGUUCAAAAACAGACGCGCUAAGUGGAGAAAGCGUGAGAGGAACCAACAGGCAGAGUUGUGUAAAAACGGCUUUGGCGCCCAGUUCAACGGACUCAUGCAACCGUACGACGACAUGUACACGGGCUACUCCUACAACAACUGGGCCACCAAGAGCCUGGCCAGCAGCCCGCUGUCGGCCAAGAGCUUCCCCUUCUUCAACUCCAUGAACGUCAGCCCGCUGUCCUCCCAGCCCAUGUUCUCCCCCCCCAGCUCCAUCCCCUCCAUGAACAUGGCCUCCGGCAUGGUGCCCUCGGCCGUGACCGGGGUCCCCGCUGCGGGCCUCAACAACCUGGGCAACCUCAACAACCUGAACAGCCCCACGGCGCUCAACUCGGUAGCGGUGACGGCAGCCACCUGCCCUUACGCCACCAGCGCCAGCCCCUACAUGUACAGAGACACCUGCAACUCCAGCCUGGCCAGCCUGCGGCUCAAGGCCAAGCAGCACACCAACUUCGCUUACCCGGCCGUGCAGAACCCCGUGUCCAACCUGAGCCCCUGCCAGUACGCCGUGGACCGGCCUGUAUGAAGAUGAACACGCUCCGGCAACAACUCCUGACCCCAACGACCAGCUGGAAUGCCACGUUUCAACUAUGUGGAACCGGCUCGACUCGAUUUGGCUCAACUCCACUCUGGUACCAGGUCCUAUUCCAGACCGUUUCCAUCACAAGAUACUAUCCACUUUGCAGUACCGGGUCGUCAUAGCGAUGCGGCACGUUACUUCCAUGUCAUCUGCUCAGAGUCACUGAUAAACUCGCUGGUUGCGUGUUGUCUCGUCAAACUCAUGUUGAUUUUUUACGUCGGCCACCAAAGACUAAAUCUUGACCGACUGUGGUGUAGUUUACAGCCUGUCAUCAUGUGGAUUCACCUACCGACAGAUUUACUGUAAACGUCUGCAUAGGGAUGGGAAUCGAGAACCGGUUGUCAAAAAUAACCAGUUCUCGGAUCCCAGUAGCUUGGAAUCGUUUGCCUGCCUGCUUAACAAUUCUGCUUAUCGAUUCCACCUUCGUUGUGCAUGCGCAAUGACGUCACGCGUACGCUGCAUUGUUUUGGUC